Messenger RNA from Mycena indigotica, 705 nucleotides. RefSeq lists its product as uncharacterized. Gene Ontology annotation, molecular function: DNA-binding transcription factor activity, RNA polymerase II-specific; zinc ion binding. The record is from RefSeq and is a predicted model, not a curated record. The coding region runs from base 1 to 705 and encodes 234 amino acids. Gene Ontology annotation, biological process: regulation of DNA-templated transcription. Lineage: Eukaryota; Fungi; Basidiomycota; Agaricomycetes; Agaricales; Mycenaceae. The transcript has 4 exons.
AUGCGAGCUGACGCGUCGGACGCGCUUCCGUUGGAUGAGGCGAUCCUGAUGCUGUGGCGUCGGCAGGCAGCCGUGUCGCUCCCGUUGGCGUUUGACCGCAGUAGCCCGUCACGUCGGGAUCUUCGUGUCGAUCGACGCAUGCCGAUCGAGCAAAUCGGGAGGUCGUUACGACUUAGCGCCGGGCGUCUCAAGCUGAGUGUAUAUAACCAUGCACUGUAUCCUCUUCUCCGUCCCCCUGUUUCUGCCAGUGAGGCGGGACCAUCCUCUUUUCUCCAUCAAGAGCUUAUCGCCAGCGGCAGUCAGCGACGGCCACCACAGCGCCGGCGAGACGCCCUCGGGGGUAGCAAUGACACGCUGCGGACGUCGCUCGCCUGCAUCAACUGUCGGCGGCGCAAGCGCAAGUGCGUGCCCUCGACAAACCCCGCCUCUGUCUCCUGCAUCCGCUGCGAGAUCUUGCGCCGCCCCUGCGUGUACCCUCCCUCAAGUUGUCCGAGCGCCGGCGACGACCCACAGCCGCGGUUUCUCCCGGCGGUCACGCCGAUCAACUUCGCCGCGAUGCAAUGUCCAGAGCCUAACGCGCCGCCGCUUCCGUACACAGGCCCACCCCCGCUCCAUGCGGUGCCGCGCUACUCAGACGGAACACCAUAUCCUGAUCUUGCACUUUAUCAUCCGAGUCAUUAUCGCGUCGAUGGCGGGGAGAGCUGA